UUGUGAAUGUACUUCGAAUCAUUUGCUUUAAGCGAAUUUGAAAUAUGUGUCGCGUCGCAUUUGGAAGGAAACAGUUUAGGCGCAGCGGAGUAAUCAACGAAUCACUGAUUCAGUGAUGGUGCAAGACAGUUGGAGAAGAGAAGGUGUGGAAACUGUGCAGAUUCCAAAAGUGAAUUUGUCGCAACAUCUUGAGGCACAUGAACAUUUCAUAAACCAAAAGAAGUUUCUAAGUUCCAAUUUCCUUUUCUCUUUACAAACUCAAAAGCCUCCAAUCGCAGACCAAGACCCAAUGGCUACAAGUUUUGCAGCCUGUCAAAGUCAGAGUAUUCAACGAUCACAACUUGAAAAGGCUUGGCAUGUUCUUUCCAGCAUGCAGAUUUCUUGCAGGAGUUAUGUUAAACCUGGGAAAACCAUACACGUAAAGAAUUUGAACACUGAAAACUCUCCGGAUGUUUGUAAAACUACCUUGCAAUGUUCAAAUGACAUUGAUAGAGGUUCUGGACGUAACCAAACACACCAAUAUUUUGGUUCAGCGAAUGCCAGUGUUAGUGAAUCUACAAGUCACACAAGCCGUUAUUUCCCAUCAAGUAAUGCUAAAUGUGCAGAAGCAGGAAAAAGUGUUGGAGGGCAGAGUCAGAUCAGAGCAUCAAUGGUCUACAAUUCUCAUCAUCAAGUUUUAGCUGGAUCUGUCAGCAAUUAUAAUGUUCAUACCAGCCAAAUAAAACAAUCUGGAACAGGUUUGGUCAGUGACAUGGAUGACGACGAGAUACUUGAGAAUAUUGAUGUGGACCAAAUAGUGGAACAAUAUCAAUCAACCUGCACACCUCAGCCAUCAAUGUCAAAGCUUCCUCCCAUUACUCCAUCUAUAGAUAAGAGUAAUUUUAUGGGACACGAGUCUUGUUUGCCACCAGAAUUGUGCUCAAUUUGCAGUCAUGGUUUUAAGCUAGGGACUUGCCCAGAAGCUGCAUGUCAUUUGCAGGAAAUGAAAGAUAUGCUUAUAACCAUAUCAAAUGAACUCAUUGAUAAUUUUAAUGACCUAAGUCCGGCACACAUGGAGAAGCUUCGCCAGAACAGGUUGGAGCUAAAUAAACAAAUUCAGCAGCUUGAGAGAUAUCUUCGCCCCAAUUCUGUAGUUGAAGAAAGACAAAAAUCACAUUUUUCUACAUCGACUACUCCCAGAUCAUUCCAGUAUGAAGCACCUCAAGCAGGAUCCUCCUGGACUGAACCCUCGAGAUUUAAUGCCCAGGUUCAUCUACGUAAUGAGCCGGGACUGUAUGAGAGUCAUAAUCCAUCAUCAAUUUCAUUCUCUUCCAUAGAUAGGGAACCAUACAUUCCAAAGUUUUCUGAAGUUAGCUAUAUUGAAGGUUCUAAUGACAAAAAGUGGAGUAGUGGGAAUUUCUCGUGGACAAAGAAAUUGGAGGCCAAUAACAAGAAAGUGUUUGGAAAUCACUCCUUCCGCCCCAACCAAAGGGAGGUAAUUAAUGCUACAAUGAGUGGCUAUGAUGUUUUUGUUCUAAUGCCGACUGGAGGGGGUAAAAGCUUGACAUAUCAGCUCCCCGCUCUUAUAUGUCCAGGGAUAACAUUGGUAGUUUGUCCACUGGUCUCACUCAUUCAAGAUCAAAUAAUGCAUUUAUUACAGGCAAAUAUACCUGCUGCAUACUUGAGUGCCAACAUGGAAUGGACAGAACAACAAGAGAUCUUUAGAGAACUUGCUUCUGAUUAUUGUAAAUACAAGCUGUUAUAUGUCACGCCUGAGAAAGUUGCCAAAAGUGACGUUCUUGUGCGCCACCUUGGGAGUUUACAUUCUCGUGAAUUGCUUGCUAGGAUUGUUAUCGAUGAAGCUCAUUGUGUGAGUCAGUGGGGGCAUGAUUUUAGACCAGAUUAUCAGGGUCUUGGUAUCUUGAAACAAAAGUUCCCAAAUACACCAGUGUUAGCUUUAACUGCUACUGCAACAGCCAGUGUAAAGGAAGAUGUUGUGCAAGCUCUUGGUCUUGUCAACUGCAUUGUUUUCCGGCAAAGUUUUAACCGUUCAAACUUGUGGUAUUCUGUCAUUCCAAAGACUAAGAAGUGUUUGGAUGACAUCGACAAGUUCAUCAAAGAAAACCAUUAUGAUGAAUGUGGAAUCAUUUAUUGUCUUUCCAGAAUGGACUGUGAAAAAGCUGCUGAAAAAUUGCAGGAAUGUGGGCAUAAAGCUGCAUUUUACCAUGGUACUAUGGAACUCUCUCAACGUGCCUUUGUACAAAAUCAAUGGAGCAAAGACGAAAUAAACAUAAUUUGUGCUACAGUGGCAUUUGGAAUGGGUAUCAAUAAACCAGAUGUUCGCUUUGUAAUUCACCAUUCUCUCCCAAAAUCUAUUGAAGGAUAUCAUCAGGAGUGUGGUCGAGCUGGUAGAGAUGGUCAGCGUUCAUCUUGUGUGUUGUAUUACAGUUACAGUGACUUUAUACGAGUCAAACAUAUGAUUAGCCAAGGUGUCAUAGAGCAAAGUCCUUUCACAUCUCGGAAAAAUGGUGUUAAUGCAAUGAACUCGGGAGGAAUACUAGAAACUAAUACUGAAAAUCUUUUAAGAAUGGUCAGUUACUGUGAAAAUGAUGUUGAUUGUCGACGUCUUCUACAACUUAUCCAUUUUGGGGAGAAGUUUGAUUCUGCAGCCUGCAAAAAAACUUGUGAUAAUUGUUUGAAAGUCAAAAGCUUUGUUGACAAGGAUGUCACUGAGAUGGCAAAGCAUUUGGUUGAACUAGUGAAGUUAACAGGGGGGCAGCAUUCAUCAUCUCAUAUUUUGGAAGUCUACAGGGGCUCCUUGAGCCAAAUUGUCAAGAAACAUAAACAUGAAAUUAUAAGACUCCAUGGGGCUGGAAAACAUCUAGCCAAGGGAGAAGCUUCCCGUAUUUUGCGUUAUCUUGUUACUGAGGAUAUUCUUGUGGAGGAAGUAAGGAAAAGUGAUGUUUAUGGAUCUGUAUCCUCAGUACUAAAGGUGAACCAGUCCAAAGCAUAUGAUCUCUGCUCUGGUAGGAGGACAAUUGUAUUAAGGUUCCCUUCUUCUGUAAAAGUUCUUAAAAAGAGUAUAGUUGACAUUACUCCAGCCAAGGGCUCAUUGCUCCACGAGAAUCUGAGUCCUAACAUUUCUGCUCAACCUCAGUCUGAAGUAGACGUGAAUCUCUCAGCUAAACUAUUUCCAGCUUUGCGGAAGCUUCGAGGUGCUCUUGUUAAAGAAGCUGGAGAGGGGGUCAUGGCGUACCACAUUUUUGUGGAUAAUACUCUUAAGCAGAUGUGCAAAAAGCUUCCCAGGACAAAAGAAGAACUGCUUGAGAUACAUGGAAUUGGCAAGGCUAAGGUAAUGAAGUAUGGAGAUCGAAUUCUCGAAACCAUUGAAUCUGUCAUAAAAGAGCACCACAGGAAAGACAAAAACAACAGCAGCAGCAAUGAGAGUACUGAUUCCAUAAAGAAGAGAAGGGGUGGAGAUCCGAGUCCGAAUUUAGAGGACUUUGAAUUUAACAGCACUGGUCGAUCGAAGAAAAUGGCAACAAAGAAGCAGAACAAAGUUGACGAGACAAGUGACUGCAUGGAACAAGACUUUUGCAGCCAGUACAUAGGCAAUGACCUAGGUUUUGAGAAAUAUGAUAUUGAAACUAAUGGCUCGGUGAAGACUAAUCAGAAUGGUGGACGACUCCUGCCGUUAUGGUCGACUCUGAAAAACAUAUGACAAUGAUGGUGGGCAGGAACAAUUAGGCAUGCCAACUUUUUGGGCGCUAAAUUUAUUUCUGAGGAAGAAAAUGCAACGACUAUCCAUUGCAAUCUAGACUUCUUGAUUCAAGCAAAUGUAAAAUGAAAAGCAAAAGAAAAAGAAAAUGCUCAUUUAUAACAAGUUUUGUUCCAUCAUUUGUUGGUACUCUAAUGUGGUAUGUAGUCAUGAAAUAAAUACGUUUGUUUCACAGGUUAUAGACUAUUGUUCGCACCUUUUUGUUGGUGUAACCUAAAUUGUUGCCUUGAAUGCUUCCUUGCAUGGGCUGCGUCUGUAGAUACAUGAUACGAUGGGCUAUAAUUUGGUUUUUGGUCGGGUAAGCAA
Morus notabilis is the source of this 4063-nucleotide messenger RNA. Its product is annotated as ATP-dependent DNA helicase Q-like 4A. Bases 116 to 3700 code for a protein of 1194 amino acids. Gene Ontology annotation, biological process: DNA replication; double-strand break repair via homologous recombination. The transcript has 26 exons. Gene Ontology annotation, cellular component: cytoplasm; chromosome; nucleus. The record is from RefSeq and is a predicted model, not a curated record. Lineage: Eukaryota; Viridiplantae; Streptophyta; Magnoliopsida; Rosales; Moraceae. Gene Ontology annotation, molecular function: ATP binding; nucleic acid binding; four-way junction helicase activity.